AUGGCUGUCAUCAAACCUCUAGAAAAGCCUCGCCCUAAGUUUAGCGAGCUACCACUAGCACCUACGGAACCCCCGGUCUCUGCUUGGGGCUUAUGGGGAGACCAGGACGAACUAGGUACCCUCAACCUGCUGACCCCAGAUGUUGUCAGAAGGGCCGCAAAAGAGGUUGUCAAUGGAGAGACCAUCCCCCUCAAUCUGCCCCUGGAUGAAUUCAUUCAACCGAUGAAUCCGCUACGCAAGCCUUGUUCUCACCACAUUAUCGUGAAGGGACAUGCCAAUGAUGACGAGCUCGACAUCAAUACCCAAGGAUCUAGUCAUUGGGACGGCCUUAGACAUUACCCUUACCAAGAGAGCUUGAAGUACUACAACGGGGUAACGCAAGAAGAUAUUUCGGGAGAGGAGCUAAACUACAAAGCCGGUAUUCAAAAUCUUGCAGAAAAGACGAUCACUGGUCGUGGCGUCUUGCUGGAUUGGUUCUCAUGGGCACUGAAACAAGAAAUCGAGAUUGAUCAUUUCUCCAGGCACGAGAUUCCCCUCGAGCAAAUUCUUGAAGUGGUCAAGGAACAGAAGGUUGAGUUCCUUCCGGGCGAUAUCCUCCUCAUUCGCACUGGUUGGAUUCCAGCAUACCGUGCUCUGUCACCUGCCGCCCAGGUCGCAUUGUCCAGCAGAGCGAUACGUGCGUCUUGCGGGAUCCAGGCCAGCGAAGCUGCCAUUCGAUGGCAUUGGGACAACGCAUUUGCAGCGGUGGCUAGUGAUACUGUCGCGUAUGAAGCAUGGCCGAGUACAAAGCCAUAUGGUGUCUCUAUGCACGAAGUAUUCUUAAGCGGAUGGGGGAUGCCAAUUGGAGAGAGCUUUGAUUUGGAGAAGUUGGCUACCAAAUGCCAGCAGGAAGGCAGGUGGACGUUCAUGUUAGUCAGUGUACCAUUGAAUAUUCCAGGAGGCGUUGCAAGUCCUCCCGGUGCGGUCGCUAUCUUCUAG
This is a messenger RNA of Clonostachys rhizophaga, 978 nucleotides long. NCBI's taxonomy places the organism in Eukaryota, Fungi, Ascomycota, Sordariomycetes, Hypocreales, Bionectriaceae. The record is from the annotation of a GenBank genome assembly.